Molecule: messenger RNA, 3584 nt
Organism: Ruditapes philippinarum (Manila clam)
Lineage: Eukaryota; Metazoa; Mollusca; Bivalvia; Venerida; Veneridae
Product: G protein-activated inward rectifier potassium channel 3-like
Exons: 4
Coding region: 538-1938 (466 amino acids)
Biological process (GO): regulation of monoatomic ion transmembrane transport; potassium ion import across plasma membrane
Cellular component (GO): plasma membrane
Molecular function (GO): inward rectifier potassium channel activity
Source: RefSeq, a predicted model, not a curated record
GAGAACAAUUAAUAGAUAGUAGGGCUAGAUGCUGCAGUGAUUUUUCUGCUUGUUCGAAUAGCAGCAAAAUAAUGUUUGUAUAUUUUCAUGAGUUUAUUGGAGGAAUACUCUGUUGUAAUAACAAGAUGACAACAGUAUAAUGCACUAGAAGAACGGAUUAAUCGUGUUAAAGCUGGAUGUAUAAUAAGUAAUGAAAUAGGAUUUUAUUAUACAAUGUUGUAUUCUACACCAGUGAAGGCUUAGAAUAGUUCUCUUUAUUGCAUUACUAAGGCAUUAUAGUAUAUGACAAUAUGAUUUGGAUUUUACAGGAGAAAAAAGUGAUGAAGCAUAGAAGAAAAACCUUUAUCUGAAAUUGAAAGGGUUGGCAAAAAGGAAUAUAAAUAUAUGAAUAAAGACAGAAUGUCAAGAUGAUCAUCCAAUUUACCUUUCACCAAGAACAAGACUUGUAUUGAAACAAAAGUGGAUCCAGUCGCAUACAGAGAUCUCAAGGAAACCGGCAUAGAACAUGCGCUUGGCCUGAUUUGGCGGCUAUUUCAAAUGGUUGUUAUGGAAACAGGUUAUGGAUAUCCUACAACUGGUCCCCCUAAUGGCAUUGCCAGUGGGGAACCAGACUUACUUGAAAGUGGGCACCAGAAAUACAACACAGAACCAGAAAGGAGGUCACAGGAGUCGUUUGCAGAAUUUGUUGCUAAAAGUAAUCCACCUGUUAGUAAAAGUAGUUUAGUAUCAAGGAGAGCAGACAGACAUUAUUCAAAGCGUAUGAGAAGGCGUUUAGUUUAUAAAAAUGGUGAAGUAAACAUUACACAAGCAAAUAUUCGGAAAAGAAGGAGACGUUAUCUUGCAGACAUUUUUACCACAUUAGUUGAUAUUCAAUGGAGAUACAAUUUGUUAGUUUUUACUUUAGCAUUUACAUUCAGUUGGCUUAUUUUUGCACUUAUAUGGUGGCUCAUAUGUUUUUCUCAUGGUGAUUUAGACGAGGAAAAUCUAGCCGAUAAAGAUUGGAAACCUUGUGUUGUUGAAAUUAAGUCUUUUGUUUCUGCUAUUUUAUUUUCCAUAGAAACGCAACAUACAAUAGGUUACGGUUCUAGACAUACCACAGAGGAAUGCACUGAAGCAAUUAUUUUAAUGAUGUUACAGUCAUGUUUUGGUGUGAUAUGUCAGGCCAUGAUGACAGGGAUUGUUUUUGCAAAACUUUCAAGGCCAAAAAAGCGUGCAGAAACACUAAUGUUUAGCAAGAAUGCUUGUAUAUGCAAACAAGAUGGUGAAAUGUGUUUAUUGUUCCGUGUUGGUGACAUGAGAAAAUCGCAUAUCGUAGAAGCUCAUAUACGAGGCGUAGUGAUUAAGAAAAAAAUAACGAAAGAAGGGGAAGUGUUACCAUUGUAUCAGUUUGAUGUAGACUUGGGAUUUAAUGAAGGUCAAGAUAGGUUAUUUUUAGUCUGGCCUGUGAUAAUAGUUCAUAAAAUAACGGAAAGCUCUCCAUUUUGGGAAAUGUCCCCAGAAGAUUUGCACAAAGAGCAGUUUGAAUUUAUUGUCAUUCUUGAGGGUAUUGUCGAGUCAACGGGUAUGACAACUCAGGCAAGAAGCUCAUACCUUCCGGGUGAAAUACUCUGGGGUCACAGGUUUGAGCGCCUUGUGACAUUCCAAAAAGAAAACGGACAAUACCAGAUAGACUAUUCCCGAUUUAAUAAUACCAUUCCAGUAGAUACCCCACAAUGCAGUGCCCGGGAAUUAUCGGAAAUGUGCGGAAAUAUUACGGACGUUGACCGUGACUCAAACAAUGAAGAAGACUCUACACAUAAUUCAGCAAAACCUUUUACAAACUCGUACAUGUACAAACGUAAUAAUAUUGCGCAGACUGAGUUUGAGUAUGACAAUGACUUUGAUUCCCUGGAUAGUAAUUACUUGCCAAACAAUGAAGAUUCAGAAACCCUGCUAUGACAAUUAUCCAAUGAGAGUAUCCAACGAAGGAAAGAGACAUAACUCAUACAGUACUAUUUUUUCAACAUGAAGUUGUGUUACUCCCCUUGGAACUCUCAUUAAAGAAGGCAAUAAUUCAAGGAUCUACAUAUCAAAGAAGUAAAAUAAAAUUGUUCCUUGUUUUGCAAACAUUGUUCAUUGCAUUAAACCAUUUAUUCAGUGUGAAACUAUGAAAACUUAAGAUGGAAAUACUUAAGGAUAAAACAGUUGUCAACUAGUGCAUUAGGAAGUUUAUCUAGGUUCAUCAUUUCAGCUACUUGUGUAGUAUUUGAUACAGUGAUUAUACUCUGUGCUUACAUCCUUGUUUUUGCUGUGUUUUUAGUAUGAGAAAAUAUUUGUAUGUCUAUACUUGUUAUUUACAUGUAUUUUGUUUACAGCAAAGUUGUCAUGACUCAGAAAUUUUUAUUGAUUUAGGGUUUUAUAUAAUAAGAUAUGUUAUAUUUUGAUAUUUAUACUUGCUACAGCUUCUUCAGAUAUUGUUAGGCCAAAAUGAAAUGAUAUUCAGGUUCGGGUAACAACCUAUAAAUAAAUAAAGUAUAUUGGAAGGGAAUUUUUUAUGCCCACACUUUAAAAGCGGAAAACAUAAUAUGAUUUGGUGGUCUUUACAUCUGUCCGUCUGUCUUUCAGUAUUUGCACAUGUCCCAUUUUCUUUGUUUGUUUAGCAACUUAAGAAGGUAUAAGCUGUGAUUUAUCAAAUUUGGUAGGGACGUUGCUCAUGGCUAGAAGAUGACCCUAAUUGAUUUUGAGGUAAUUAGGUCAAAGGUCAAAAUCACAAGGACACUUCAUGUAAAAUCCAUGUCUGAGCAGUAACUUGAGAAGGAAUAAGCCAAAGUUUGUCAAACUUAAUAAGGACAUUGCUGAGAUGGCCAGUAAAUGACUGAUUUGCAUGCAUAAAACAUAAACUGAUUUUGAGGUCAUCAGGUCAAGGUUACAGUGACACUUAAUGUGAAAUCUUUGUCUACUCAAUGACUUAUGUAUGUGAAACUUAGAAAUUAUUAUGUUAUCAUUAUAUAUAUAUAUAUUUUUACAUGUUGAUAUAACACUUUACCUCCUUUUAAAUAUGGAUAAAUACGUAAAAUAAGCUAUUGUGACUGGCAAAUGCAAUGGGGGUAUAAGUGUACUAGGGACAGAUUUCUUGUUUUUAUCAUUGUUAAUUAUUAUUUGAAUUCAAUGCUUAACCAGAAAGAAGUUUGUUUGAUUUUUUACUUUAAAUAAUGUUUGGGGGCUAUGUUGGUAACACAGAGGUUUGUUUCUAGAAUCUCAUUUUCAUUUUGUUUUAGCCUUGUAUUUGUCAGUGUCAAAAUUACAAAUUUAUUGCUUAUAUGGUUUGGAUAACUUAACUCCUUUUUGAUUUUUUUUAUGAAUUAAUAUCACAUGUUAACAUAUAAGGGUGCUAUUUCAAUAGGUAUGAAAUUAAGUUAACAUGGCUAUUGGUAUAUAUAUAUUGGUAUUGGUAUUAAAAAAAGAUUAUUUUCUAUGAAUGAAUGAAUGGGAAUAUAUUUUUGUGGUUUAAUUGAGAUGUGAAAUGCUGUUUUGAAUCACUGAUUUUCUUGUUAUAAUACAAGCUUGUAAUACAACAAGCAAAUGGGAUGACUAGGGCCUGACUU